UCUUUCAUCUUUUCUUACACUCUUAGAAGUUUAAUUUUUUUUUGUUUUAGUGUACACUUUUUUUGUGUUACUAUCUUCACAGACCCAUUUAUUUCUUUUUCACUUACAUACAUGGUGUUUAGAAAGAAAAUUAAAAAAAUUAAAUUGAGCUCGGUGAAGAAAAUAUGUAUUUUACACAAGUCAUGCCUGAAGAAGACACAGAAGGUUGUCGAAACGUCACGAUAAAAGGCUUGUGUACUUGUAUAUAGUUUAAAAUCUCGACAGCUUUCUGUGUCUUCUUUAAGCACUUAAAAGUGCAUUUUUUUAAUUUAAGCACCCUUUCAUCUUCCCUUACACUCUUAUAAGUUUAAGAGUCUAUUUAGAUGACUCUUAACCCAUAUGUAUCUUUUUUGAUUUUUUUCAGAUGGAGACAUCCAGUAUGGUUUUCCGUAAAGGGAGACCAGCGAGGCCCAGAGAGAGAGGCACGGGCUGAGUUAGCGCGUCACUGUGCGCGACCAUCACAGAAACCAUUGCCCAGCGCGAUUCCACCACGGUUCCUUAAUCCCUCACCUUUAAAAAAAAAACAGCACCUCAUUACAUUAAAAAGGCACUUUUAAGAGCCACAUUUGUCUUGUAUCUUGUUACUCUCUUUACUGUUGUAUUGUUUUCUCUCUCUUGCUGUCUUACUGUCUCCCCCCCCCCCCCCCCCCAUUCCUCUGAGUGUGGUUUUUGUUUGUUUGUUUUGUCUUUUUUUUUGUCCGUGUGUUUAUAGUGUGUUUAUCUUUUGUGCCAUGUCUGAUCCUGAGAUGGACUGUCUCCUAAAUGAGAUGAGUGACCUUGUCGAUCAGGCUGAACAUCAAGCUCACCUCCAACAGCUCAUUAGCAUGCACCAGGAAGCAGAACCAUCCACCAGUCAGCCUUCCACCCGUAAUCCAUCCACCAGCCAGCCAUCAAACAGCAAGCAAGAUGUUAGGUGGAUUAAGAGGGACAGUGAUGGAAACAUUAUUUACAGCAGGCCCAGAUCAUCCCGGAAACAAGCAGGUCCCAGUCACAGCCAGAGUCGAAAGACUGGUGUCUCUCAUAUCAGGGCUCCGGAAACCAGUGCGGAAAUGACCAGUGACUUUCUUUCCAUUACUGCAGAGUCCUUCCUUCAAGAGCUUAAAAGCUCAUUGUUUGAGGACAUACAUGAGGAUGAAACGGCACUUCAAGCCUCAACAGACUGGUUGACCCGAAAGAGCCUCAUAUCAGGGUGGUGGGAGAAAGAGAGACCCCGACUGGUCAACACCAUGGUGGCUCGACAACAUGUGGCAAAACGGAUCUGCCAACAUUGUGGAAAUGGUCCAGCCGUUAUCCGUUGUUGUGACUGCCGACCACACCCAUUCCUCUGUGGCCAGUGUGAUGUCAGGGUCCACCGAGGUCACGUGUUCCACAACAGGGAUUCGAUGACCCAUGCAUUCUUUAAUCCAUUGCCUCCCACAACUUGUGUUGUGGAGAGGGUUCUAACCCAGUGUGAUGCCAGAGACAAUAUGCGGCUGUCAACGAGUAUCGUCCAGUGUCAUCGCAGGACAGUCCAUAGUUGUGGUUACAAUGAAUGGGCGAUAUGAUCUCAGAUUGCCUCAGAUUAGAUGCAAAGCAUGUGAAGCCACUUGGAGUCCUGGAGUGGAUGACCUGAUCCGUAAUGACUACUGGCCGGCCACUUCUCACUAUUCAACUGUGUAUGCAACAGAUGUCCUUUUUUCUUUUGAAGAGCUGAAGAUGGCAGCACCAGGGAUAUCUAGCCAAGCAUUUCUUAGAAUGCUGGAUCAACGCACUGUUCGCUUUGGCCGUAUGUUCACUGAUGGACUGGAGUGCUGUGGAUUAUUGUGAGGUUUUUAUCUGCUCUCAUUCUGAUGGCACCCAUUCACUGCAGAGCAUCCAUUGGUGAAUUUAAUCUUGAAAUAUAAUGACUUUGAUCUUGAGUUGGUUUUAUUAGUGCUUGGCCGUGCAAUCCUCUUUCGUAAGCAUCAGCUCCAGCACGUAACAAAUACACAAAGAUUAAUGGGGACUCGUGUCACUGCGAGGACAUAAACUGUGCUUAUUAGAAAUCAUACAGGAGGAGAUUUUUUUUUUUUUGGUAAUGUAAUGCUUGUAGUUUUGUGUGAGGUGUAGGUUAAGGGGAUAGAAAAUACAGUUUGUUCAGUACAAUAACCUUUUUAUUGUACCCUUACCAGUGUGUAUAGGCAUAGAGAUCUGUUUUAUUAUUUUAUUAUUAUUAUAAUAUUAAUUUCAUUUAAUAAUAUAUUAGAGACAGGGAUAGGAAGUCUAAGGUGAGAUCUUUACCUAAUCCCAACCAUUUUCCAAAGUUCAGAGAGGGAGGCUCGGGCUGAGGUUAGGAUUUCUGUAAGUCCAAUCGACAGGUCCUGAGGGACCCGAAGACGGUUAUGCACUGUUCUCUAUAUUAGACACAUACAUAGAGGUCCAAACAACCCCCACGUUGCUGACAAGGGGACACACUGAGGGCAAGAUAGUAACACAAAAAAAGUGUACACUAAAACAAAAAAAUUAAACUUAUAAGAGUGUAAGGGAAGAUGAAAGAGUGCUUAAAUAUAUAUAUAUAUAUAUAUAUAUAUAUAUAUAUAUAUAUAUAUAUAUAUAUAUAUAUAUAUAUAUAUAUAUAUUAUGGAGUCGAUUAAUCAUGAUUGAUCAUAUGCAAUGAAUGGGUUAUUUGUCACUGCAUUUAAAUUAUGUAAUAUUAGAUUAGAUUAGAUUAGAUUCAACUUUACUGUCACUGCACAUGUAGGUACAAGGCAACGAAAUGCAGUUAGCAUCUAACCAGAAGUGCAAUAAGCAGUAAGUACAGAAUAAAGGUCUAUUUCACUUUUCAGAAACGCUGUUCUGAGCUAGAUAUGCUUUAAAACAGCUAGUUUCAUCAUAUGCAUGCUCCUGGGAGCAUUUUAGGCAGAAUUGGUCACUUUUGCAUGAAAAGUUACAUUGCCACUAGAAAUAUGCUAUUCUCACUCAGAAACGCUGUUCUGUGCUAGAUAUGCUUUAAAACAGCUAGUUUCAUCAUAUGCAUGCUCCUGGGAGCAUUUUAGGCAGAAUUGGUCACUUUUGCAUGAAAAGUUACAUUGCCACGAGAAAUAUGCUAUUGUCACUCAGAAACGCUGUUCUGAGCUAGAUAUGCUUUAAAACAGCUAGUUUCAUCAUAUGCAUGCUCCUUGGAGCAUUUUAGGCAGAAUUGGUCACUUUUGCAUGAAAAGUUACAUUGCCACUAAAAAUAUGCUAUUCUCACUCAGAAACGCUGUUCUGAGCUAGACAUGCUUUAAAACAGCUAGUUUCAUCAUUUGCAUGCUCCUGGGAGCAUUUUAGGCAGAAUUGGUCACUUUUGCAUGAAAAGUUACAUUGCCACUAGAAAUAUAUGCUAUUCUCACUCAGAAACGCUGUUCUGAGCUAGAUAUGCUUUAAAACAGAUAGUUUCAUCAUAUGCAUGCUCCUGGGAGCAUUUUAGGCAGAAUUGGUCACUUUUGCAUGAAAAGUUACAUUGCCACUAGAAAUAUGCUAUUCUCACUCAGAAACGCUGUUCUGAGCUAGAUAUGCUUUAAAACAGCUAGUUUCAUCAUAUGCAUGCUCCUGGGAGCAUUUUAGGCAGAAUUGGUCACUUUUCCGUGAAAAGUUACAUUGCCACUAGAAAUAUGCUAUUCUCUCUCAGAAACGCUGUUCUGUGCUAGAUAUGCUUUAAAACAGCUAGUUUCAUCAUAUGCAUGCUCCUGGGAGCAUUUUAGGCAGAAUUGGUCACUUUUGCAUGAAAAGUUACAUUGCCACUAGAAAUAUGCUAUUCUCACUCAGAAACGCUGUUCUGAGCUAGAUAUGCUUUAAAACAGCUAGUUUCAUCAUAUGCAUGCUCCUGGCAAUGUAUAUGAGGCAGAAUUGGUAACUGUGGCGAGUGGGGCGGGGCCGAGAGGCGUGGGAACGAGGAGUGAGGCCAGGUGUAGUGAUUGGAGAUGAGCUACACCUGAGCCCCACCGCUAGUAUCGAGUCCCACGUAGGAGAUGGAAGGAUAUAAAACUGGAGUGACGACCGUGAAGGACGAGAGAGGACCAGGCCUGGGACAUUAUUUUAUAUGUUUGCUUUUUAUUUGUGCGCGUCAGUCGCCGUGAGGGGCUGACGCGCUGUUUUGUAUUUAUUUUGAAUAUUAAAAUUAUGUUUUGAUUGUG
This is a messenger RNA of Carassius gibelio (silver crucian carp), 4172 nucleotides long. RefSeq lists its product as uncharacterized. NCBI's taxonomy places the organism in Eukaryota, Metazoa, Chordata, Actinopteri, Cypriniformes, Cyprinidae. The coding region runs from base 771 to 1583 and encodes 270 amino acids. The record is from RefSeq and is a predicted model, not a curated record. The transcript is spliced from 8 exons.